AUGUACUUACCUUUAUUAGAAGAUGUAAAUAAAAUAAAAACAUAUAGUUGGGGGUCCGCAACACUAGCGCACCUAUAUCGGUCUUUAUGUAACAACUCAAUAGCGAAUUCGGGAAACUGGAUCGGAUGUGGUGUUCUUCUUCAAGCAUGGGGUUGGUCAAGAAUGACCAAUCUAGCACCUAUCCAACAAAAUAAUUUUGAAUUCCCAUUCGCUAAAAGGUGGUCUUCGCUUGGAAUGAAUUAUGACAACUGUCCACAUUACAGUAUCACGCAGUACAGAAAUCUUAUUGAUCACUUGGGUCAAGAUGAUUUCAUUUGGCGGCCAUAUCUUGGUCUAGAAGCCUUUCAUGAAGUUGAACGACAAGACUCUGCGGUGUGGAGUGCAAAGGUGCCGAUUAUCAACUUCACCACCGUGGAAAUGCACAACAGUGAUCGUGUGAAACUUCAAUUUGGAAUGCUUCAAGAUAUUCCAUGUCCGCCAAAGUGCAUCCCCGAAAAAUAUCACACUGGUAAAGUCUCUGACCAAUGGGAAUAA
This is a messenger RNA of Lathyrus sativus (Indian pea), 534 nucleotides long. NCBI's taxonomy places the organism in Eukaryota, Viridiplantae, Streptophyta, Magnoliopsida, Fabales, Fabaceae. The record is from the annotation of a GenBank genome assembly.